AUGCGGUCCACCUCUGCGCUGUAUCGCUACGCAUGCGAUGAGGAAGGCUGCGUCUCCCACAGUGAGCUGGUGAAGCUUUUUCAUGGCAUCGACGUGGCCCUCGGCACCGAUGCCGAUGCUACCGCGAAGGCCGACGACAUGACGCCGGCGCCGCCACCGCCGGCGCUCGCCGACAAGAUGCUGCUGGCCUAUGCCCCCAACCUGUGCUUCCCCACUCACCUUACCCUGUCGCAGUCCUACCUCGGCGACGCCGGACUCGCGGCUUUCAUGCGAAUGCUACCGGUGCUGCGGUGGGUGCGCGCCAUCGAAGCGCGCGGCGUCGGCGCAGGCCCCCGCACGAUCGAGGCACUGAGUGGUGCUCUGACGGCGUACUUGGUGGAGGGGUGCGAGGAAGCCGCCGCGCUGCCGACCGUGGCGACAAUGGGCGACUCUGUGUCGGGAGCAGAACAGCUGGCGGGUGGACGGCUUCCAGCCCUGGAGCUGGUGGACUUGCGCGACAACGACGGCAUCUACGCCCUCUCCGGUCAGCGGCUUCUCACUGCCCUCCGCAAGCGGCGCUUGAUGCUGCGUGCAUGGUGCGCCGCCCACGCUGGCGUGGGCGAUGUUGUACCAGCGCUGGAGGUGCUCGUGGAUCUUGACGCGCUCCCGCCGUCCACGGCGAACGCGCUGCAUGAGUGGAACGAGGGGGCCGCGAACCUCAAGUAUCAGCGCAUGCUGGCCCGCGAGACGCAUCGGUGGCAAGAACAAGUGCAGGUGUUCACAGUGCGCAGCGCCGUCAGUGAGGCAAUGAAGUGCAGCGACAGCGACAUGCCAGGCACUGCCGUUGCUGGGGCGGCGGCCGGGCAGCCUGUUGGCGAACACGUCAUCUUCCGCUUACCCUCCUCCGCCGACGGUGAUUCGCAGAUGACACAGAUGACGUGCGAGGUAAACGCGUGCAUGAGCGACUUCCUGACGGCGUCGUGCUGCCUCAGCUCGGCAAAGGAGGCAGCACCACAGCCCGCCCAUGUUGUGAGUGGCUCUUCAUCUCUCGCUUGCCCGCUACCCACCCUGGACGGCGUACGUGCUGCGUUGCAAGUGUGCAUCGACUUCGGCGCCGACACGCUUGCCAUCCUGCCACACACCAACGCUACCCUCUGGUACGUGGCAAGUGUUUGGCAGCAGCAGCAGAAGGAGCAGCAUGCAACGACGCCGUCAAGCAGCGCCGACACCGCCGAAUAUGUACAGCUGAACUACUGGGAGGCAAAGGCGAACGUGGCGGCCCUUCUGCGAGGCCUUCAGGCCAACCCGGCUCUCGAGACGGAGCUGGAGACAUCGUCGCAGGCGGGUGGCGUUGUGAUUCAGCGCCACCUGUAUCGGCUGCGAGAGUUGUACGUGCAACUCGACCAGAACGACGCCCCGCACGAAGACGCGAUCUGCACCGCACGCGUGGCAGGAGUGGGAGCAACACCGCUGAGCGAGAUGGUGGCCCUCUACUACCGAAUCGUCGCCGCCCUCGUCACUCGGCGCUUCUCCGAGACUCACCUUCCCUCGAUGCGAGCGUGCGAGCAGCACAUAUCGGACGUCACCGAGCACGUGCUCAACCACCUCGUGGUCGGUGAGGUGUCUUCAGAAGCGCUGGAGGCACGCAUUGAGCGCCUGCGCAGCUCCACCGAUGCGGGGAGCGUGCCCAGCGGACGGCCCUCUGGCGCUUCUGACUUCAGCCAGAGCACGCGUGCACUGCCUCCGGUGAUGGCGCAGUGCCUGUAUCACCUUCGGCGCCACCAAGCCGAGGCUGAAGCGUGGGUGAAGACGUACGCAGGAACGGCUGUUGCAGCUCCACAGCCGUCGUCGUCGUCGGCCGCCGCUGCCCCCAUCCACGCCUUCCAUGCUUGUCACUGCGCAGACGGGCUGCGACGCCACAUGGACGAGUGCGUCGCACCGACCUCCUCCAAUGAAGGGCUGUCAUCUAACUUGCUUCCGCUGCCGUGCACCUCCUGCUGCUACCAUGCUCUGCAAGCUGCGCAGACACUCCUGCAAAGCCCGGGGGAGGGGUCGUCGGGCGAGUGUGAGCUGUGUGCACGGUGGGCCAUUCUGGAGCCGGUGCGGCGGGCCCUCCCGCGCGAGCUGCGCAUGUUCUUCUUGGAUAUGGUUAUUCGCCAUCGCAGUCGCGUGCGCGGCGGGUGUGCAUACGUUCCGUCGCUGGACUCCGUGACGGGUGUCGGUGCGCCGCUGCCGUUGAGUAUGGUGGACUGGCUGGCAUACACUGAGCACCAGAGCGAGAACUGGGCAAAGGUGCUUCGCGUGUUCGGCGAGUGGUAUCGGCUGCGUGCCUUGGAGUCGUACGGGAUCGCCGAGGCACGUACACUGCUGCGCCAACCGCCCACCUAG
Molecule: messenger RNA, 2367 nt
Organism: Leishmania major strain Friedlin
Lineage: Eukaryota; Euglenozoa; Kinetoplastea; Trypanosomatida; Trypanosomatidae
Exons: 1
Coding region: 1-2367 (788 amino acids)
Source: RefSeq, a predicted model, not a curated record